AUGAAGAUUUUCAUCCUACUUUUCAACGUCUUUUUGUGUGUCGAAGCUGGGAAAGGUUCGGGUGAGUGUCGGUUUGCAACCAACAAUGAUUUGGAAGCAAAAUGUCCUCAAACAACCACCGGGAGGGACACUUUGCAACCAAUACGGACAAUGGUUGCAAAGUGUCGCUCAGUUGCAAAACGUCUUCACGUGAACUUGCAGCCAAAUCGCCGCUGGGCCUCAUCGUCGACGACCUCUCGAUCCUUGCCCGAAUCACCAACGCCAUCUCGCUGCAAGCGGCUUCCCAUCGCAAAAUCGUAAAAGUUCAAGACGUGGCCGCCGAAUUUCUGGGCAUCCGAACCUCCGACCUCGAGAUGAUCGCCACGACGAACCCGCACAACAUUCGAGAAAACAUUGACGGACUGCACGAAAAAUGCGCCGAUUCGGCGAGACGGAAGCAGUCGGCAAACGUGGAAUUGGGUCGGAUGGUCGAUGUGCUCGACACGUGGAAGAAGGCGUUGAGCAACAGGAAAAUGCUGGAGAUGGAAGCCAAAUCGAGGCCUUCUCGGUUCAUUCGCGUCAUGAAAAACGAGUACAAGAUCCGCGAAUUGUUGUUUUGUGAGCAGGAAGCGGUCGAGGCGGCCGCUGCGAUCCACAAAAAUCUGUUACGGGCGAAUAGGCCGAGACCGUUCAGAGUUCGAAAAGUGUACGAGAGGCUGGCGACGCACGCACCGACACUGCUGAAGUGUAUCGAAAAUUAUGAGGUGUACAAUCGCACGUCGCCCAACUUCGAUCUCAUAAUUGGAUUGUAUCGUCUCAUGGACUUGGACAACGUCUUCUCGAUUGUCAAGAACUUUCAAGGACCAUUUCGAAAGCGAUUGAAGGGAUUCACGCAGAAAAUGGGCGUGUUGAUGCACGAUUUGAAAGAAUCCGACAAUAUUUGGGAGAACCGAACGGACCAUGGUCUCACACCGAUCUUCGCGACUUUUCAACAAGUGGCGAAGAGGAAACAAGACAAAAUGCCGGAGACUCUCAAGUACACGGCCGGAUUUGAAGAGGUCGGCGACUUGGCCAAGGUGUCCGACGAUCUCAAAAGUGAGUGGUUCACCGAGAAAGUGUCCAGAGGAACGAGCGCUCGGGAGUUGGAACACAGUCUCGACGCGUUCUUCAAGUUUGAGAAGAAAAUCAUGGCUUUGGAGCUCUCCUGGAGCACUUCUUUCGCUCAUUUCACAAGAAACUCGAAGCUCAUCGAAGCCGCCGAGCUGGAUUUAAACAAAGUGGUGACCUUCCGACCGGCUGACCAUUUCGACAAGCUUCAACGCUCCCAAUUGGCCUAUGAAACGUGCUGGAAUGUGACUGUCGACGUGGCAAACGCGUCGGUCUUUGAAACGUUCGAGGAAGGAAUGCGAGCGCCCUCCGAGAUUCCCCACUUGGCGCAAAUGAUCCGAACGUUCGGACGAAUGGUCUCCACGACCACACACUUUGAGAGUUGGAGCCAGAUUCUGAAGCAGAUGCACAACGAUCUAGACUCGAAGAUCAAGAGACUGAGGGACGACGACGUGGCGAAAUUCGAAAAAUCAUUGAAAAAGUCGGAGCACUUUCCGACGCUCGUGACCGCUUCCGCCUCGUUCCGCAACCUGGCCUCCAUACAAAACAGAUACUUGAGUCGGAUUGAGAAGAUCAAAGCGUCGAACAUUACGGCGGAAACCUUUGAUUUGAAGGACUUUCUCGCCGAAUCCAAGUUUCUGCGCGCCGUCAAAUGCCUCACUACCUCUUCGCACUUUCACAUUUCCAGCAUCGACGACGUCAUCGACAUCUUGACGUACACUGGUCAUUUUGUAUCGUCAAAAGGCCAGUUGGCCGCUACUCGGAAGUUUUUGGAAAACGUCGGAAAAGUGAAGAACGACGUCGAAAGGAUGAUGAAGAUAAGGGAAAUGAAGGAAAAGAAUGGGACCGCGCGCAUUCUCGACUUUAAAAGUUCGGAGGACUUGGCGUUGAGCAUCGGAAUGGGCGUCGCGGCUCUUCGCCAGUUCGACCGAACCUACGAGGCCCGAGAGCACAUCCGAAAGACCAUGAUCCUAGACCCAUCGGUCGUUCCGAUCAUCAAACGGUUCCCGUCGGUUGACCGCAUUUGGCUGAAACUCAACGGACAACUCCAGAAGCUUCUCGACGAUUUGGACCGUCUCGUGUCGAUUGCCGGCAAACUGAAGGGAAAAGAGGUGACGGAGAUGAAGGAAUUGUUCGAAGCGGCCAAGCGGAUCCACGGCUUCUCGGUGGAUCCGUCGGCGCUUCGAGACCUCGCCAGGGCUCUGGAGAAUGCGAGAAAGCGCGAUUUGGCUGAGAACUUUCGACAAAUAUCGCAGCUCAAGUUGGAUUUUGUCAAAUUCGAGGCCGAUUUGACAGGGGCAGCCGCCAGUUUGAGCUCCCUUCGGCACAACUUUGACGAGCUCUUCGGACUGGCCCAAAAGGACCGGAAUAGACGGAAGUGAGCUGGAACCGUGUUGAGCAUUGAAUAAAAACCUUUUUUCAGAGUUCAAAAGUACAGCAUCUUCACCAUCAUCGGAGUGUGCCUCGGAAUCGUUGUUCUCAUCCUUCUGGCGGUCGUCAUCGGAUACGGAUUCACAAAAAGCGGAAGGAAAAAGUAUAGGAACUGGUACUUGUACUACUUUCCGAAUAUGGACGAGUUCGAGCGACGGUGGAGAUACUCGGUCGGUUAUUUUCUCAGAAUCCGAUGAUAUCAGUCAACUUUCAGAUGUUUAUGGACAAACUGGACGGCAAGAACGCCCUAGCGGAUGCGGUCCUCGAAGCGAAUCCCACAAAUGUGCUGAGAGCACUCAAAAAAGGAGCCUACAUCUCCGUGUUUGACAGUAACCUCCUUCAUUUCUGUCCAAAGUGCCCAUUUUGUUGUAGAGUACGGAAACACGCCCCUCCACACGGCGGCGAGCUUGGGCAGCUGGAGAAUAGUCGAAAUUCUGAUCAAGCACGGAGCCGAUCGGACGAUCCUGAACGCGAGGAACCGGACCGCCGAGCAGACGGUCCCGACGGAUUAUCAAGUCGUUUAUAAGGAUCGGGCCGAGAGUUUCGACAAGGUUCUCCAGGUUUUUGAAAAGUAUCGGAAGAAGACGUUCAGGAUUGGUGAGUUUGGAGCCCUAUUGUAUGACUGUUCUUUUUCAGAGGUGCCCGAGGAGUUCCCAGUGAGCUCAUUUCAUAUUUAUAUUGAGCCGAAGACAGAUCCAAAGCUUGGCGAGAUGUUUAUGCAGAAGUUCGAAGCGAUCGUAUGUACCUUCAACUUUUGAUAGUAUUUUAGAACGUUUACUUUCAGAGCACCAUGGAACCCUCGCCGAAUAGCACGCACGUGGUGGUGAAGACGAAUGCGGACGGGAUUCUGGAGACUGACGAUCUGAACCUGCUCGUCUGGAUCUUCAACGGAGCGAUAAUAGUGAAGGAGCAGUGGAUGAGCGAUUGUCUGGCGGACGCGAAAUUGAUCGGAUCGGACGAGAAGUACGUGGUCGAGAGCGUCCGCUACAAGGGACUCGUCUACGAGAACGCCGUCGUUCCGUGGACGACCGCCCUCGCCAAGGGAGCCAUGCCCUUCCUCUACGGCGUUCAUCUCGUCGUCGUCAUGCAAGAGUGCCCGAACCUGUCGCUCAUCUACGAUCUGGCCAGGGCUCACGGAGCAACAGUGCUCGAGCAGUUUCCGCACAAGGACAAGUACAACCGGGGAUCGCAUCCGUACCUCCACUCGAAUCUCGGUCCCAUCUUUAUUCUCCACGACGGACGCGGCGAUCUGAAAGCGUACAGGGAAGACGUGGAUCGCAUGUUCACAGUGUUCACCGAGCAAGAGUUCAUCGCGUUUCUACUCAAAAGGCACGUACACGUGGACACGACAAAGGUGCCUAUUCCGAUUCUUGUGGACUCAUGA
Messenger RNA from Caenorhabditis sp. 36 PRJEB53466, 3901 nucleotides. The record is from the annotation of a GenBank genome assembly. Lineage: Eukaryota; Metazoa; Nematoda; Chromadorea; Rhabditida; Rhabditidae.